Dreissena polymorpha is the source of this 905-nucleotide messenger RNA. RefSeq lists its product as uncharacterized. The record is from RefSeq and is a predicted model, not a curated record. The transcript is spliced from 9 exons. The coding region runs from base 126 to 869 and encodes 247 amino acids. Lineage: Eukaryota; Metazoa; Mollusca; Bivalvia; Myida; Dreissenidae.
CAGCUUAUCAAAUCACUCGACACUUAAACUAGUACAUUUUACCUUAUCUCCUAAAUGGCUAUGCUUUUAACAUAUGGUCGAAUGUUUUUGUUAAAAUAUUAAGCAUAACUUUAAACCCGUGUUGGAUGUGUAGGGUAAAGAGCAACAUGCUACAUUUUGCAGGGUUAGUUCUUAUAGCAUUGAAAGCUCCAACAGCACUCGGACUAGUGUGUCUCGUUUGUGACCACGUCUCGAGCAUACGUGAUUGCCCAUACAUCGAAACGUGUGGAUCACACGAGGUAUGCUAUUUAGAAGGACGUAACUCGAGUAAUGGGCACGCGUUAUAUCAAGGCGGAUGCAGGGAACGUCAAAAAUGCUUCACCGCAACGACUGUUGGAAAACGGACCGAAGCAGCGUUUUGUUCCCAGUGCUGCGACCACAACUUGUGUCAGGCCUCACUUUGUGGGGGCACAGGAUAUUCUCCCAAUCGAGGCCCCAUGUGUUACGAUUGUCCAGAAGGAUUGAACCAAGGAGACUAUUGUGACAGAAUUAUAGAGGCAUCACAUGAUCAGGUCUGUACAGAAUCAAUGAGAUUGUCACUCCAGGGUACUUUGUUUUAUGCUACUAGCCUCCUGGAGAAAAACGCAUGUGACAGAGCACUAGCAAGGCUAGCUGCGGAAAACUUGCAUAUCACCGGCGCCAAUGGCUCGUGUUUCAACUGCUGUAGCGGUGACCUGUGUAAUAACAGGUGCAACCUAGCGACACCUAUUGUGCAAGUGUGUAAGGACGCCUCAACUCCUGAAACAUGCAAGUUGGCAGCUGCCUACAUCUGUGGCGAUAAGACGAUGGCUACUAACGCAGGAUGUCUACACUACUGUGGUUUAUGUUAACCUCUGAUGUCCACAAAUACACAAUUGCAAGGCUAA